Messenger RNA from Rhea pennata, 2715 nucleotides. RefSeq names its product solute carrier family 35 member F3 (gene SLC35F3). Lineage: Eukaryota; Metazoa; Chordata; Aves; Rheiformes; Rheidae. Gene Ontology annotation, biological process: thiamine transport. Bases 83 to 1357 code for a protein of 424 amino acids. The transcript has 7 exons. Gene Ontology annotation, cellular component: membrane. The record is from RefSeq and is a predicted model, not a curated record.
GCCGCGCCGCCCAGCAGGGCUCCGGCGGCGCCAGGAUGUAGGCGCGGGGCGGCGGGGAGCUGCCGCUGGCCUCGGGCUCGCCAUGAAGAAGCACUCGGCCAGGGUGGCCCCCCUCAGCGCCUGCAACAGCCCCGUCCUCACCCUCACCAAAGUGGAAGGGGAUGAGCACUCCCGGGAAUCUCCAGCCCCAGCCGAAGCACAGAUGCAAGCUGGGGUGGAAGGCAGUGGAAGGGUGAACCGCUGUUGUUGGAAAUGCUCCGUGACGCAGCUCAAGAAGUUUUUCUGGGGUGUCGCUGUGGUCCUGGGUGUCUGUUCCUCCUGGUCAGGUUCAACCCAGCUUGCAAAACUGACCUUUAAGAAAUUUGAUGCACCCUUCACUCUAACAUGGUUUGCAACAAACUGGAACUUUUUAUUCUUUCCUUUGUAUUAUCUUGGACAUGUUUUUAAGUCAGCUGAAAAGCAGUCUCCACAUCAAAGAUACAGGGAGUGCUGCCGGUUUUUUGGAGACAACGGCUUGACUUUGAAGGUGUUUUUUACCAAGGCAGCACCCUUCGGUGUUCUUUGGACACUGACAAACUACCUUUACUUACAUGCAAUAAAGAAAAUAAACACUACGGAUGUCUCCGUGUUGUUCUGCUGCAACAAAGCUUUCGUGUUCUUGCUUUCGUGGAUCGUUCUGAGGGACAGGUUCAUGGGAGUGAGGAUCGUGGCUGCUAUAUUUGCCAUUGCAGGGAUAGUUAUGAUGACGUAUGCUGACGGGUUUCACAGCCACUCCGUUAUCGGGAUAGCCCUGGUGGUGGGCUCUGCCUCCAUGUCUGCUCUCUACAAGGUUUUAUUCAAACUUCUUCUGGGCAGUGCUAAGUUUGGAGAAGCCGCCUUAUUUCUGUCUGUGUUAGCUGUCUUCAAUAUCCUCUUCAUUACCUGUAUUCCUGUCAUCCUUUAUUUUACCAAAGUGGAAUACUGGAGCUCUUUUGAUGUCAUUCCUUGGGGAAACCUUUGUGGAUUUUCAAUUCUCUUAUUGACAUUCAAUAUUCUAUUAAAUUUUGGAAUUGCUAUUACAUACCCCACCUUGAUAUCUCUUGGAAUUGUACUGAGUGUCCCAGUAAAUGCAGUCGUUGAUCAUUACACGAGUGAAAUUAUCUUCAACAGUGUCCGAGUAAUUGCCAUCAUCAUUAUUGGCCUGGGCUUCCUCCUGUUGCUCUUGCCAGAAGAAUGGGAUGUCUGGGUGAUAAAGCUCCUCACGCGUCUCAAAGUCCGGAAGAAGGAAGAUAUUCCUGAAGGGAACGGAGACAUUGCGUCAGGACUGCCUAACAAAAGCCGGAGAACUCGCCCCUCCAUGUCAUCCUUUGCUCAUUAAAUGCUCUUUUUACCAAAACUCUGUGGUUAACCUUAUAUAUGACGAUGCAAAGGUCUUUCUUUGAAAGAAGCACACCUGUCCAACAUGGUGUACAUACUUGUACAGUUUUGAUAUGAUCACCAUCUAAGGCAUCAAGUCUUGGCAUGUCCAGUUUGCUUGUACUUUUUUCACAUCAGACCUUUCACUUAAGUAGUACACUGAAAAAAACUGCAAACCAAGAACCUCUCCUCUCUUUUUAAAUGAAUGUAAUAUAUAGUCAAAAUAUAUUUGCAUAGGUUAUUUUAAAGAUUGAUUUUCAUGAGAAGCAGGGCAGACAUUUUGAACAUUAGGUACUGAAUGAUGCAUUGCACACUGUGAUUUAAAAGAAACAAAUGCUAUGCUACAUCACAUGUUUAUUUUUGACCAGAGCUAUACUUUGAAAGUUUUCAAGGAACCAAAAGAGAAUCUUUUUGGACACAGGAAGGUGGGGGGAAGAGCAGAGGGAAGGAGGUUUAGAAAUCACUCUGUGUAGAUGAGCACGUUACACUAAAACCAGAUGAAAAUUCAAGUGUUAUAAUGCUUGUACUAAAGUGCUGGGGGGGGCAAUCUAGACCCCAAAACUCCUUAUACUGCACAUGACUGUAGUCCAUGUUUAAAAUCAUGCAAGAGAAAUCCAGUGCCUUCUACAGAACUCGUCUUUAUCCAUGUAGGACCAGGUCCCACCACAAGACACUUGCAAUGCAGGGCCCAGGCUUGCAGCUCCAGGGGAUCCCAAAUUCCCACCGGCAUCAAGAUGUGUCCCCCCAUACGCACUGUGGCUUCUGUGGGAACGCAGGGUCCAGGGGCUGCAAGUCUGCACCCAGGAGACCUGAUUCUCUUCUCACUUGCACAGGCUUUACCCCUGUGCGGAGCUGCACUUGAUUAAUGUUUUGUGAGAAAGGGGGAAUCUUGGUCAUGUGUGGAAAAAUCUGACCGAAAAUGAGCGAUGGAGCUGACAAGAACGUGGUUGCUACUAUACAGUCUGAGAACACGGACUAAGGGGGUGAAUCGGCAGUUGCUUUUACUCCAUAACUGAGAGUGUUAACAGUUAAAAAUGUAAGAUAUUUACAUCAAAUGUAACACUUUUUAUGAAACUUGUAAGCACCAGGAUGUUUACUUAUGCGAUUUUGGUUCGCCAUUAAAUUUCUAUCUGUGAUAGAUCACAUGCUAUGUAAAAAGGGAAAAAAAGGUUAUAGUUUACUAUUUUUGAAGUUUACAUUGUUGCAUAUGAAAUUAAAGUGUUCUUUUGAACCACUGCCAUAACCCAAGGGUCCCUGCUGUCACUGAGGCCAUCUUUGUCUCAGGCAGGGGUGGCAUCCACUUCAAACCAUUUGAGCAAA